AUGGCGCCCAACACCUUCACCCUUGCUGCCGACAAUAGCCCGCACCUCCUCCCUAUCCUACGCGCAAAUCCCUCCCUCGCGUCAGCACAGGACGACCAUGGCUACUCUCUCGUUCACGCAGCUGCAAGCUACAAUCACCUAGACCUACUACAGACUUUAGUACACGAGUUCCACGUUGACCCGAAUAUUAGAGAUGAAGAUGGCGAGACGGCUUUAUUCGUGGUCGAGAGCGUAGAGCCUGCGCAGUGCCUCCUUGAGGAGUUAGGAGCGGAUCUAACAGUCAAGAAUGAAGAGGGUAUGACUGCCGAGGAGAAGAUACGGGCUGAAGGAGAGUAUCCGACGAUAGCGGACUUUCUGAGGGAGUCCAGAGUCAGAGGAACUCCGGCCGUCGGGGAUACUCAAUCUACUCAGAACGGAUCACAUCCACCUCCUCUUCCGCCCAAUGUAAAGGUACAUUUGGGGACUAUGGAAGACCCGCAAGCAAUAGGAGAAGGCACAGAAGCGGACCCAGAGUUCAGACGGAGGAUUGAAGAGCUUGCAGCUAGGGAUGACUUCCAAGGAGAGGAAGGGCAGAAGCAGUUGAGAGAUUUGAUCAAGGAUGCUAUCAGGGGAGCUGGCAGGGAAGACGAACGACAGGUCAGGCCGAGGCUUGAGUAG
Molecule: messenger RNA, 657 nt
Organism: Letharia columbiana
Lineage: Eukaryota; Fungi; Ascomycota; Lecanoromycetes; Lecanorales; Parmeliaceae
Exons: 1
Coding region: 1-657 (218 amino acids)
Molecular function (GO): protein binding
Source: RefSeq, a predicted model, not a curated record